This is a messenger RNA of Caenorhabditis angaria, 319 nucleotides long. Lineage: Eukaryota; Metazoa; Nematoda; Chromadorea; Rhabditida; Rhabditidae. The record is from the annotation of a GenBank genome assembly.
AUGGGUCACAAUUCGUCGAAAAUUUCCGAAACUGUGCAUCAUAAUGAAAUCAUCUUCCAACGCGCAAAAACAAUGCUAGGUAGUUCAAUUUCCCAUUCCCUCAUUCUCUGAUAAUUUGAAAAUUUCAGAUGUCUCAAACGUCGGAGCCGGUGAUUCUGUUCCACAAAAUCAACUACCAAGAUCUGUCUCCGAAUCAGUGUUGAACACAAGUACAACAAAACCAGAUCCAACGACAAAAUCAUAUCAACAAGCUCUUGAAUGGGGUAGAAAUGAGCAUUUUUUGAAGUUGGCGCAUACUUUCAACACCAAUAACUACUAG